UUCGUUUUCUCCCUUUUUUAAUCUAUUUUUCUAUCUUUUUUCUUUUGGGGGUGCGCGAAAUCUGCUACAGUGCAAUCAUCGUAUAAAAUGGGAUGCGGCAAAGCAUGGUAAAGGGCAAGGAGGAGGCAGACAAAAGAGAAAAAGAAGCGACUAUAUGGAGAAGUACGACCUCCUCUCUCUUCUGAGUGAAUUUGGGCAAGACAUCAUAGACUCGUAGUGGAAAGGAAGUGGAGGAGAAGGAAAAAUCAACAGGAACAUGUCAGAUUUUCGUUAUACAGAAUAGGGCUCAUGUAUAUGUCUCUGCCAAAGUGGGGUAGUGAGGUGGAACCUGCAAGCUCUGCUGUUUUGUUUCUUUGGAAUGUUGCUUCUCUGCCAGUGUCUUCGACGUGUUUCAGAGUAGCAGACGAUGCUGACCUUACUGAGCAAGUUUUUUCUUCUCCUUCUUCUUGUCCUUCUGUUCAUUCAUGGUGGUGGCGGUUGUUGGAGGGCAGAACAUAGAAACUUGUUCUGAUUCUUGUCAGGCUUUUGAGGUCUGUUCUUAUCUUUUGCCGGGAUUCACGAUUAGGUGGAGUGGAUGAGAGGAGAGGAGUGGAAAGUUGAGGAGUAUGGAUGUCGUGUGUGAUUUGGAGGUGGAUGUUAAUGGAGAGAGCAGGUUCUUUGUAGACAAGAGAAUCCUGUCAUCUUUCUCCGGAAAAUUAUGUCAACUAUUCCAGAAAUCAUCGGUGCCUGUCGCCAGCAUUUGCACUCGGCCUCUGAAAAUUAUUCUACAUGAUUUUCCGGGGGGUUCAGAGGCGUUUGAGCUAUUGGCAAGGUUCUGCUACAACAAGGGGAAAAUGCACAUGAUUCCUUCCAACGUGUGCCUUCUUCACUGGGCAGCAACUUUCAUGGAGAUGAAGGAAGAGGUGCAUUCGAACAACUUAAUUGAGCAGACGGAACGAUCCCUUCGAGGAGUGGCUUACUGGAAUUGGGCAGAGAACUUGGUGGCACUGAAGCAAUGCCAAGAGCUUAUCCCUGCAGCAACUUCAUCAGGAAUCCUGCAGAAGAUCAUCGACUCCAUGCUGUUGAAAAUCACCUCAAACAGUGAAUCGAGUCCUUCUAAUUCUUCACCUGAGAGCUCAGUUCGUUUGUCUUGCGACACAAAAAGUAGUGAACUCUCAAAGAACAGUGGUCGAGUUUGGUGGUUCGAAGAUUUGCAUGUUUUCAACUCGAAAAUUAUUGGGAAAAUGGUCAUCGCCAUGGUUAACCAUAAAUUUGAUCAUCUCAUCCUCAGUAGGUUUCUGUUCGGUUACUUAAAGUCCCAGCUCGCCUCUUCAACGCCCACUGAGAAAUUGGAGGCUACAGAGACUGUAGUAAAUCUGUUGUCUUUGCUUGAGAAGAGCUCUGUUUCCUCUAAGGGACUAUUUGCUAUUCUUAGAAUGACUUCUGGUUUAGCAAUGGACAAGAGUUGUAGGGACAAGUUGGUGGCCAUGAUUGGUUCACGGCUUGACCAGGCAUCGUUGGAUAACCUACUGCUUCCUGCACCAACUGGCAUGGGAUCUCUUUAUGAUGUGAAUUUGGUUUUGCGAUUUCUGAAAUCCUUUCUUGGGGGAGAUGAGGUUUCCCCUGCCGAGCUGAAGAAGGUGGGGUUCUUAAUGGACAAAUACAUUGCAGAAGUAGCCCCUGAUUCUUGCUUGAAGCCUUCAAAGUUUGCUGCUCUAGUGAGGGCCUUGCCGGAUUCUGCAAGAGAAUCAUAUGAUGAGAUUUACAGAGCUCUUGAUAUGUAUCUUCAGGUACAUUCAGGAUUAUCAGAGGAAGAGAAGAUGAAGGUGUGCAGUGUUUUGAAUCACGAAAAGCUCUCGCUAGAAGUCUGCAAGCAUAUCGCGCAGAACUCUAGGAUCCCAUCGAGAGCUGCAAUUCAAGCCGUCGUCUGUCAGCAAUCAAAGCUCAAGACCCUCCUCGAGUCCUCCGAUCACCAACACAGACCCAUGACGAGCUCCCCACCUGCCCUCAAACCGAAGGAGUUCAAAGUCCCCGACAAAGAUGCCGGCAACCAAAUCGUCCUGUUCGCGGAGAAGCUCGAUCUGUCGACGGAAAACGAGAAACUGAAGGCUCGGUUGCAGGGCAUGCAGUGGAAGGUGAUGGAGCUGGAGAAAAUGUGCAGGAAAAUGCAGACCGACAUGUCUAAGAUCAUGAAGAGCAAAGUUGGUAGCCAUGGCAGUGCAAGACUACCUAGGCUGUGUUCAUGAUACACGUUAACUUUUUCCUUCUUUUUCUUUUUCUGUCUCCUUCACAAUUUGUAUGAUAAAGCAAAUAUUUUCUCAAUCCUUGUGUACUGAAUGCAUUUUUGCAUCUUCUACUUUUGUGAAAACGAAAAUUGUGAAAAGCAA
Molecule: messenger RNA, 2366 nt
Organism: Nymphaea colorata (pocket water lily)
Lineage: Eukaryota; Viridiplantae; Streptophyta; Magnoliopsida; Nymphaeales; Nymphaeaceae
Product: BTB/POZ domain-containing protein At3g22104-like
Exons: 3
Coding region: 606-2225 (539 amino acids)
Molecular function (GO): protein binding
Source: RefSeq, a predicted model, not a curated record